GAGCCCUCCUAACCCGGCUAUAAAUUGACGCCAUGCUCGCCAUGCAAGAUCACAGCACACACAAGCAAGAACCAAGAAGAGAGAAGAAGAAGACGACGACGACGAAGACGAGGAUGAAGGGUGUUGGUGGCGCGUCCGUGGUGGCGGUGGUCGUCGUGGCCGGCUGCCUUCUGGCGGCGGCGGCCGUCGUCGACGGCGCGGUGACCUGCGGCGACGUGGACGCGAGCCUGCUGCCGUGCGUGGCGUACCUGACCGGCAAGGAGGCGGCGCCGUCCGCCGCCUGCUGCGCCGGCGUGAAGCGCCUCAGGACGCUUCCCGUGGGCACCGCCGAGCGGCGGUUCGCCUGCGACUGCGUCAAGAAGGCGGCGGCGCGGUUCAAGGGGCUCAACGGCGACGCCAUCCGCGACCUCCCGGCGAAUUGCGGCUCGCCGCUGCCGUUCCCGCUUACCCUCGACUUCGACUGCAGCACCAUUCCAUGAGCAUGGAAGGUUCUUUAUUCUGGAGAUGGAGACAAAGACACAUAGAAUAAGAUGGGUUCAUUCCAAGUGAACCUGCUGCUAGCUUUGUUGUACAACAUGCAUCAUGCAUUGCCUGCCUCUUCUUCUUGGAGUCAUGCUUAAUGUUGUUUUAUCUACUAUAAUAAUAUUUAAAUAAAAAUCCAUCCAAUUUAUUUGGAAUUAUAUGAUGUCCAUACAAGUUGCAAGUAAAUUCAGACCACUAGAUUUACUUUGCCAGAUGCUGCCAAGCACUAGUGGUUUGCUCAUUACUGAAUUGACAUCCAUGAUUU
Messenger RNA from Oryza brachyantha (malo sina), 787 nucleotides. RefSeq names its product non-specific lipid-transfer protein A-like. Gene Ontology annotation, cellular component: membrane. Gene Ontology annotation, biological process: lipid transport. Bases 33 to 479 code for a protein of 148 amino acids. The record is from RefSeq and is a predicted model, not a curated record. Lineage: Eukaryota; Viridiplantae; Streptophyta; Magnoliopsida; Poales; Poaceae. The transcript is spliced from 2 exons. Gene Ontology annotation, molecular function: lipid binding.